Molecule: messenger RNA, 5344 nt
Organism: Patella vulgata (common limpet)
Lineage: Eukaryota; Metazoa; Mollusca; Gastropoda; Patellidae
Product: glutamate receptor ionotropic, NMDA 2B
Exons: 16
Coding region: 7-2925 (972 amino acids)
Biological process (GO): modulation of chemical synaptic transmission; monoatomic ion transport; synaptic transmission, glutamatergic
Cellular component (GO): plasma membrane; postsynaptic membrane
Molecular function (GO): transmitter-gated monoatomic ion channel activity involved in regulation of postsynaptic membrane potential; NMDA glutamate receptor activity
Source: RefSeq, a predicted model, not a curated record
GAAAAAAUGCUCAGGGGAACUUUGAUGCAAUAUGUGUUUCGAAAUCAAGAUUUUAUCAAUAUUAGAAGAAAGUUUAGCACAUCCUCGAAAUUAAUCAUUUUAACUGAUAAUGAUAAAACUGAUGUGAUAUUAAACAUGUUUUGUGACCAAAUAUUACAAUCAAGUCUUCCUAUAAUGUUUCAUAUAAAUAAUCCAUUUUAUCAUUCUAUUAGCCCAUCACAGAAUAGUUAUGUAAAUGUAUUAAGUGAUUAUUUGGGAAUACCUAAUUUAUCAUGGGAUCCUGAUAUUACACUAGCUUCACAGGUAGAAGAUGGUCGUAGAUUACUAUUAUCACCUAGCUUAUAUCUACAAGUUAAAGCUAUGUUUAGUAUAUUAGAUCAUUAUAACUGGACUGAUAUAUCAUUAGUAACAACUAAAUAUACAGGAUUUGAAGAUUUUUUAGCAGCAGUUCAUCAGUUAGUCCGGAAUUCAAAAAAAGCUCCAAAUGGAAAACCCAGAUAUAAGAUUAUAGAAGAACUAGAGCUACACAAUAUGACAAAGCCAGGUCUACGAUAUUCAUUGGCUUCUUUACAACAAACUGAUGCACGUAUUAUUUUAUUUCAUGGUAAAAGCGUAGAAACAUCUGAAGUAUUGGAAAUUGCUGGUGAAGUUGGUUUAACGGAGCGAGAGUAUUUAUGGAUAUUGACUCUAGAUUCUAUACCCAAAAAUAAACUGAUGAUAGCUCCUAAAGGUUAUCCCCUGGGUUUAUUAGGUUUAUAUUAUGAGAACGGUUAUGAUAAACCAGCAAUGGAUGAUGUGAUUAAGAUGACAGUGGAUAUUUGGGCGACAGCUUUAAACAAUAUGGCGAUCGAUAUGAUAGCUGGUAAAGUGAAACCAGCACCAAUAAAUCAAGGUUGUAAUUCAACUGGUAGUAUGUUCUGGAAAGGUGGUGAAAGCAUAUUUAGAUAUUUAAAGAACGUUACCACAACAUCACCAUGGGCAGUAGAGUUUGAUGAGAAGGGUGUACUUCAACAAUCUGCUUUUAAAAUUAUCAAUCUUCAAAAACAAAAAGAUUACGCUAAUCAUAAAUGGAUUGAGGUUGGUUCCUGGAACAGAACAUCUGGUUUAAAAAUGAGGAAGAUAACUUGGAUGGGGGGAUCGCUGUCUGCUCCAUUAGGUAAACCAGCUCGGAGAUUUGUUAGAGUCGCAACACUGAAAGAGGAACCGUAUGUUAUGUAUGAAGAAAUGCCAGCUGAAGGUUGUAGUAGUCAUGCUGUUUUAUGUAGAAUAUAUCCAAGAGGUGAAGGAAAACGCAGAUUACAGGAAACUACCGUGGAUGCAUGUUGUACAGGAUUAUCUAUAGAUCUACUAGUUAGAUUAAGUCAAGAUCUAAAUUUUGAUUUUGAUUUGUUUGAAGUUAAGGAUGGCGAAUGGGGAGCAGAAAAUAAUGGCGAAUGGAAUGGCUUAGUUCGAGUAUUAAUGGAUAACAAGGCUGACAUGGUGGUUACAUCCUUUAAGAUUUCACCCGAUAGAAAUACACAAGUAGAUUUUUCAUUACCUUAUUUAGAGACUGGAAUAACAAUUAUAGUAUCUAUCAGAGAAGGUGCUAUUUCACCUAAAGCUUUUCUUGAGCCGUAUGAUUAUCCAUCAUGGGGAUUAAUCCUAGUAUUUAGUGUACAUGCUACUGGUAUAUCUAUAUUUGUGUUUGAAUGGUUGAGUCCUAAUGGUUUAGAUAGAGGAAGAGUUUCUGAACGAGAACAUAAAUUCUCUUUAUUUCGAUCUUUCUGGUUAAUAUGGGCGAUGUUGCUAAGUGCCGCAGUGUCGACAGAUACUCCCAGAAGUGUUUCCAGUCGGUUUCUAGCUAAUAUGUGGGCUUUAUUUGCUUUAGUCUUCCUUGCCAGUUAUACUGCCAACCUUGCCGCCUUUAUGAUUACAAAAGAAGAGUUUUAUGAUCUGUCUGGUAUUAGAGAUUGGAGGUUACAAAACCCUCAGUCCAUGAAACCGCCGUUUAAAUUUGGUACCAUUCCUUCGGGCAGUACAGAGAGUAAUAUUAAGAAGAACGAUCCCGAGAUGUGGAGAUAUAUGAGAAAAUAUAAUCAAACAUCAGUACCUAAUGCUAUCAUGGCCGUUAAAAGUCAAAAAAUUCACGCCUUUAUCUAUGACGCCACAGUGCUUGAGUACGAAGCUGGGAGAGACGAAGGUUGUCGUCUGCGAACCGUUGGUAACUGGUACGCCAUGACGGGAUACGGAAUUGGUUUCCCUCGAGGAUCAAAAUGGUUAACAAAAGUCAACGAAAUUAUUUUACAGUUAAAUGAUGAAGGUGAAACAGAGCGAUUGAAAAAGUUUUGGUUAAAGGGUGCCUGUAGAACCAAACAGAAACAUGGUGUUACAAAGCGAAGUUUCGGCAAAGCUGUUUCAAGCCAUACAUUAGGAAUUUUAAAUUUUACUAGUGCUUUCAUUCUAUUGGCUUGUGGUAUAGCUCUUGGUGCCCUUUUACAUUUUCUAGAACAUCUGUAUUAUCGUUGUGGUCGACAGAGAUUGAAAGAAUUAGAUAAGAAAGGGUGCUGUUCUCUUGUUAGUUAUGGCAUGGGCAACUCCUUGUCUAGAACAAAUACUGUUAGUGACGUCAUACAUUUUCACAGAAAACAUCGGUGUAAAAACAGAUUUUGUGAGGUACAGUUCUGGAAAGCUCAACACCAGUUAGAUGUAGCUUUACUAAAAAUAGAAAGAUUACAAAAAACAUUGAAGCGAUUAAAUGUAGAAAAAGAUAGAGAAGCCGUGUGGAAAUAUGACCCACAUGUGAGAAGACAUCCCAAUGGCUGUAUAAGUGAAAAAAGGGACGUUGAUGACACCGAUCAAAAUGAACAUUUAAGUAUUCAAGAUUCAGAGUUAAUUGGUGAUCAGCCAUUAUUAAAAUGUAAUAUAGAGCGAGAAAGUUCUUUCUGAUAGCAUCUUCCAUGUCUCCAUCUUUUAUUUAUUGUCGUCAUAUAAAUUUAUUUCAUACAGUAAGUAAUGAUAAUCCGAUUACGUAAAGUAAAGGCGACAUCUUUACAGCUCGUGGUUUAAAGUAACAACUUUUCUUCAUUCUACAAGAACUGGAUACAUCAUUAUGUGCGUGCAACUAUUAUGUGGUAUUAUUUUUGUGAGGUUUAAUAGGCCUCGAAACAAUUUCUGAAAUCUUGUGCGGUGUGUUAUUCAAAACAUAUAGCUGUUGUUUCUCAAUGUUUAAAGGGAGUGAACUUUGUUUUCUUUUUGCGUACUAAUAUACGUUUUAGAUAUUUGAUGUUAUUGUUAAUUACGGUUAUGUCUUCCGGGAGACUGAGAUUUUAGGAGUGAAGAGAGACAGUUUUCUUACGUUAUUUAUAUACAGCGUCCGUCCAUCGGACUCGGUAUUAUAAUAUGGAGGCUGAUUUCAGAUCGAUCUGUAUCACUUGUGUGCAGAACAACAUCUAUGAUAAGUUUGUGUUGGGAAGACCUGACAGGAAACCUCACCUUUCCUGUAUGGAAAAUUUAUUUUAUUUUUGGGUGAGAAUGAAUUCAACCAAUCAUAUAGGCUUAAACCAGACUUUAAACAGAACUGGCAACUAAUGGGGAAGUAGUUACAUCAGGGUCCUGUUUCACGAAAUUUUAACUAAAGAUAAAAUCCAAAUUUUAGUAGAUACUUCAAUUUUGAUUGGCUAAGCACUACAAUCAGUCUAAUAUUAUCCAAUCAAAUUACUAAAAUUUGGAUUUUAUCUUAGUUAAAAUUUCGUGAAACAGACCCCUAUAUUAUAAAGUUGACCAAAAUACAAUGGGAAACGAAAUAACAAUUGCAUUUAAUGACAUUUUUGGUCGUUCAUGAAUGGCGGAGUUCCUGUAUAUUUGUGUACCUCUGGGUGAUGUUAAGCCCGGGUGUUAAAAUGCAUUAUUCGCCCAUGCAUCUCUGUCUUAAAGCCUUAAAUGUUAUAUAAAUUAUUAAUUAGACAUUUAUUAACAUGACAAGACCAUAAUCAACUCUCUAGUCCAUCGGUUGGCCCCGAUUCUACGUAGAUUAUAACGGUUCUGCCAUUUAAUUUAAAAAUAGAGAAGCGAGGCUAAGUCUCGAAUACACCAGUACCGUGGUUACGAUAAUAAAAAAUCAAUGCACCCAUAUUGUCAAAACUACAAACAGUGAUAACGGGGCUCAGAAUAAGGUAAUUUUAAUGAAAUUUUUAAAAUAUUCAUUUGUAAUUAUCUAUUUUCGACCUGUUAUAAAAAGAACGGUCAGCUCUUUGUCUAAAUCUUACAUAAUGCCACUUUAAUUGUUAUGUACAGUCAAAGCCCAGCUUAGACAUGGGCCCGAGGGCCCCGUGGUUUAGGUGGACCCCGCGGUUCAUGGGAAAAACAGAGAAAAAAUUCAAAUACCAGAUGAAAGUUUCACGGUAAUCGAUCUAGCGGCGCGAGGGCGGAGACUGAGCUAUCCCUCAACCUUCUCUGUGAAGUUCCAGUAGGUCAUCGGUCUAGGCUUCGAGCGGCGCGAUGGGCGGAGACUGGGUGUGAGUCUGCAAUCCCCCAACCUUCUCUGUGGUCGAAACCCGUGACGUAGGUCGCAUUCAUAACUGAAUGGAUUUCGUAUGUGAUCAGAUAUUAUGUAAUUAUUCUUGUAUUACGGGCCGUUUAAUUGUGUGUUACGCAUGCGUGCCAUUCAAAAGGCUAUGAAAUAAUCUUUUGUCAGACAUAUUGAUGACGAUGGUGUCAUACGGUCGAAUUUUGUCCUGUAAAUAUCUUUUUCCCCCCUUUGCAUUCAUUUUACAAUAACAUACAUAUAUAUUCUGGAUUUAACUCAAUAUCAUCCACAGUCUUCGAAAUUAAAAACACGACUUAUUGGUCAAUUUAAAUCAACAUUGAUGUUAUGUUACCGUGAAAAAUUGGGCUUCUGAUAUCCAAUAUUUAAGACAAAAUGGAAAUUUUAAAAUUGACACACGAUUCGUGUGCCAGAAUGUUUUCGAGUGCCAUUUGUAAUGAAGCAACUCGAUGAACGAGGCUAAACAUACCCCACAUGAGGAUAUACUAUCCCGAUGUAGGCUGAAAUAAUCAGACGCCUAAGACAGUCAUUCAGUUUGGAUUCUUUGCCGAACAUAACUCAUUAGAAAUUAUAGUAAAAACAAAAACAACUGAAUGUAAAUCAGUUUAUAUACAUUCAUAUUACAUUAGUUUAUGCGUUGCGACCCUUUUGUGUCUAUUUCUAGGUGCCGAAGAAUAGGGAUUUAGCUCCUUUAACUCAAGCUCUAAGUUCGAACAUCGUUCUAGGGGAAAUAACUCCGUCGGCAUUAAAUAACAACAUUCUGUGGGGCGUAAUGAUUAAAAAAUAGUGUACAUUCCUUAAAUAUGCUGAUUUUGUUUUAUA